ACAUUCAAAACCAGAUGAACAAAAACAUCUCAUGUGUGGGGAAAGAUGGCGUUGCCUCUGAGCAUGGCAGGUUGCCGUUUAGCGGGGCGGACAGUGGGCAACUUGCUCUUCCGACAACCUCGUCGGAUGCUUUUGACAAACAGGAGGUGUUUUGUCAGUGCUACCGCAAUCAAUAACCUUCAGUUCAAAUUAGAUGAAAAAACGGCACACAGCAGCCUGGACCUCUUCAAGCGGGACACAGCUGUGAUCUACCGCAUCCUGGGUCUUGACCCGAGUCAUGUUCGGAACAACCCCGAGCGCUUCCAUGACUGGGCCGUGGUGUUCGGCGACAGUCAAAUCACCUCCGGGCGCCACUACUGGGAAGUGACCGUCCGCAAGUCUCAAGAGUUUCGGGUAGGUGUGGCAGAAGCGGCCAUGUCCCGCCACGAAUGUAUCGGUACCAACAACACGUCAUGGGUGUUCGCCUACGCUCAGCGCAAGUGGCUUGCCAUGACCACCAACAAAAUGGUGCCAGUGCCCGUGAUAGGGAAACCCGACCGAGUUGGAGUGCUGUUGGAUUAUGAAGCAGGCCGACUGAGCCUGGUCGACACGCAGAAGAACAAAGUCAUCCACACCAUCAGGGCCCCGUUCCGUGGGCCACUCUGCCCAGCUUUCGCACUCUGGGAUGGGGAGCUCCUCACACACUCUGGCCUGGAGGUUCCUGAAGGCCUGAACUGAACAUAAGAGACCCCUUAAAGCCACCUCCUCCCAGCAACAGCAUUGCAGAAUAAUUAUCAGGACCUGUUGCGUUGUGAAAAACAGCCGUUACUCUUCAGUCUUCAAGCUGUUACUGUGGAUUGAAGUGUGGUAGUGUUUGGUGUUCUCGAAAGAGACUGCUGGACAGGUGACACUCCUCAUAGCACUUGCUUUAGACAGCUGUAGCAGAGUUGCUCAGCCCUCUGUGUCUGUCUUAUUCUCGUUCGUCCUCCGUCCUCAGAGCUAGAGCCCUGCAGUUUGCUCCUCAGUAGCUGAUCACACACCGUAUCAGCAGGUAGAUGGAUCCACACCGAGGUCAAUGCUGAGCAGGACCAUAGUGGUCUACCACAGCAUUCUUGAUUUGUAUGGGGAAGUUGGGGAGAAGAAAUGGGAAAGAACUCUGCUCAGUGCCUUGUGAAACAUUUCACUCUUCCUUUUUUUUCUGUUUUCCCCAAAAUAUUUUUCUUACUUUCCACAUUUCAUUGUCAUCGGAACGUUUUUACUGGAAGUAUUUAGAAGCAAGCAGACUUUUUGUCUCUCCACCAGAAUGAAAUAAAAUAAACUUUGGGGCCAAACAUUUUUAAUUACUCCAAAAAAUUAUUUUUAUUCACACAAAUAUAGUCAUCUGAACAUUUUGGCACAUCUUUACACAAAAAAGACGAGAAAACAAAAAAAAGAUAUUGUUAAAUAAAUUAUGUACAUAUAUCACAA
Molecule: messenger RNA, 1446 nt
Organism: Engraulis encrasicolus (European anchovy)
Lineage: Eukaryota; Metazoa; Chordata; Actinopteri; Clupeiformes; Engraulidae
Gene: spryd4
Product: SPRY domain containing 4
Exons: 2
Coding region: 46-717 (223 amino acids)
Molecular function (GO): protein binding
Source: RefSeq, a predicted model, not a curated record